Aspergillus niger is the source of this 1101-nucleotide messenger RNA. RefSeq lists its product as hypothetical. The coding region runs from base 1 to 1101 and encodes 366 amino acids. NCBI's taxonomy places the organism in Eukaryota, Fungi, Ascomycota, Eurotiomycetes, Eurotiales, Aspergillaceae. The transcript has 6 exons. The record is from RefSeq and is a predicted model, not a curated record.
AUGGGGUUAUAUUCGGGCUCGGAUACUGGGACCACUUGUGGAGCUCCUGAUGAGGAGGAGUUGAAUGGGGACAUGUCGAAGGGUUUUGGGAGGAGUGAGCGAUCAUUUAUCCAGACCAGCUUGCAGGGAAGUCCUGCACCACCCGCAAGGCGGACAAUGACAACCCCAACAAAUAGCACGGACCUGCAGCUAACCAAUGACCGUAGUGGAUUCGGUAAGAAUUUACAUGGCGCUUGUUUUGCGCGGGUCGCCUCCAUCCGCCGAUUGAUUGACAUCAGUGGGUCGACGGCUGAGCCGAAAAGUCCUGGCCGAACUGCGAGAAUCAAACGAAUGGGAGAGGCCUAUCAGGGCCACUGGGAAGACUGUACAGGGGAUCAUGCGCAUGCAUGGGAAGCGCCAGGAACUGCUACCCUGAGUGGGAGGAUGAGGAUCAGGGUUGGCCGGUGUCAGGCAGUGCCUAAUUUAGAGCGCUUAGUUUCUUGCUUGUGUGCUUUCGCUGACAUGAGUGCGAGAGUCGUGAGUGUUUUGCCGAGUAAAGUAAAGAGGCCCGAGGUUGCUACUCGACUAGGUGGCAUAAGUGGCCCACAUCUCACGGGUCAUCACUGUACUGUGAUCUCAAGGUUGAACGUUGAUAUCCCCUCUUUCAACUCAGUAGUGAGCUUUCUAUAUCGUUAUUAUCAGAGCGAAGGAGUAGUAAAGCGACUAGCUUUGUGGGUAGGAGAGGAGAGAAGAGGGGAACCCUGUGACUGGGGAGCGAUGCGUCGCCGAUCGGGGUCGGAAGAAGUGGCUGCGCCGCAUAUUUUCCAUGAGCCCCUAAGGGCGGUUGGGAUGGACUGCCAAUUGAAUUCAGGCUGGUUGGUCAAAGAUAAAAGUGAUCGGAGCACGCACUGUUUGCGUAUUCGCACAAGGCCAACCUGUGUGGUGUUAAGGGCAAGAAAACCGACCACAGGUUCAGCUCAGACGGGAGCACGCCGACCGGGCUCAACCCUUGUGCCCAAAGUACUCUGCUCUUGGCAAAUUGAAAGUGGGAACAGAGGGUUCACUAACCAGUCGGGGUUGAACGCUUGGACAACAGAGGAAAGCCGCGACGGCCCGGUGUAG